AUGACCACUCACAGCUCACCCACCAUUUUUGAGUGUAAGUCGUUUUUUGGGCCAUAAGUAAUAUUUUCGGUCAUUGCGUUUCGUUAAAAAUACACAGAGCUCCUUGAGCGGUCAAAUUUGUUUAUAAAUAAAAGUCUUUAGUCAUGGUACUAAGAUUUCCUCAAUAUUUUUCAUAAUCUUCAUAACUAGCUACAUAAAAUUUUCUGAAGAUUUCUACAAGUUCUUUGCAGUGGCUUCCGAGAUAUUAAGCCAUCUUUGUAGCCAAAAGAGUAUGCAAAAUAAAGAGAACGGUUAGAAAGAAAAAUACAAAAAAAUAGUUUUUAAUGUCAUCAUCGCAAUUUCAUUUAUUUUCAGCCUUCAGUCCAACCAGUGUUCGUAGCGCUCCCCUACAUCAUAAACUAUGUACAGCCCGAACUUAUUCUCAACACACCCCGCCAAUCCAGUCCCCCUUGUGCAAGCAUUCUCAUGAUUCAAAUGGACCAUGCGGAUCCCCAAAAUUAGUCGAAAGAUGUGUAGUGGUGGCCAAGCAUCCCGAUGGAUAUGGCCUAACAGUUACUGGAGAGCAUCCGGUGUACGUUGAGACCGUAAAACAUGAUGGAGCGGCGGCCAGGGCGGGAGUUCGAGUGGGAGAUCAAAUCACAAAAAUCAAUGGAAUGCCAGUCUCAAGUUCGAAUCAUUACGAAGUGCUGAGGAUGAUCUCUGGUGAGUUGGAGGCUUGCUAAAUUGGUAAUUAAAUUUCCCAAUGUGUAACUCUCAUAUAUUCAUCAGAUUUUUCUUAAAUUUUCUGCUUUUGCCAUAUGAAAAUUACAAAAAAAAAUCAAUUUCUCUCCUUAUUGAGUGAGACGGGAUACUUAUCGGCCUUUGCAGACUAACUAUAGAAAAUGAGGAGAGUCAGUCAGAAGAAAAAAAAAGUUUUAUUGUUGGGCCAUAUUUGUUCGACUUUCGUUCGGAAAACUCAUGUUCACUUUUGAGAUUUCCGAUAUUGUAGCAGUUUGUCAGGAAAGUGACAAACAAAUGCCACUCCGGCAAACGGGAACAUUCGCUGCGAUUUUGGGAUUCCGUAUUUUACCCUGCUUCCUCGAAUUUUAAACAUCACCAAGUUUUACUUAAUCUUUUGUUUGCAAAAUUAUUUUUUUAAUAUCUCGGCUGAUCCUGGUAAUCGCGGGCUAAAAUUGCUUUGAAAUAGAAUAUGAUCCACAUAGAUCAUUCAAGCAAAGUUUAAAGGAAAUCUCAGCGUCGCUCCUCUUCUUUGUUGAUCAAAAUUUGCUGUGAAAAAAAUGGAAAACGUUUUAUUACACAUAGACAGGUCUUUUUUUAAGUAACAUUAUAAUGCAAUAUUCUCCAAAAUACAGUGUAAAAUCAGUCCACUGUAUCUAUCCGUACAAAGAAACCUGUCUAUAAAAACAAUUGCAGCGCUCCCAAUAGUCAAGAAUCCACAAAAAUUAACCUCUGAAUCACGAACCCUUUAUAACGAUUACAUAAAAAUUUUUUGUCCUCACAAUUCGUUAUGCAGAGGCUUGACUUGUAAUUUCAUUUUUUAUUUCCAAUUUCCCCCCUUGCUCUUGCAUUUCCCCCUCCAAUUCUGCAUUACAAUCAAUUCUUCAUUCGCUAAUUGUUUUAGCCGGUCCCAAUGUCGCUCUGACGCUGCUGGGUGAAUCUCUGUCAUGUGAUUCAUGUCGUCCAAUGUUUUUCGAAUUCUUCGAAGUAAGUGCUUACUAUCUUUGAUUGUAAAUAAUUGAACAGCCUUUUGUAGGGUUAAUUUAACAGAUGUUUUGGAAUUUACUUCCAAACUUCACGUUGUAACAGAGUUUUUAACAUUUUUUUUGGUGCAUUUAUAGGAACGGCUAAGUUAAUUAGUUAGAAAAUAAAAAAAGAGUGUAAUGGCAAUGUAAUAUUAGGAGAAAAAUCAAUGCUUUUUACAACUUUUAGUGUCUGAAAAAUGAGAUAAAUCAAGAGUAAAAAAAGUAAAAAAUAGAGCCAUAAAAAUGACGUUUCAUAAACAAAAAAUUGAUGAUGACUUUAUAGAAGACGUCUACAUAGAACCUGCAAAAGUUUGAGAACAUAAUUCUUUUGUUAAAAUUUCAAAAUUUGAUGACUAAAGUCAUAACCAAAUUUUUCAUUUUUGAGAGGAAAAUGUAAGUAAAAAAGGUCAUUUCUUUGUAGCCCCAAAGGCUUUUUAUGAUUUCCAAGGAGGAUUCACAAAAAAAAUAUUCGAAAUGAAUCAUUGUUCAGGGAAAAUAUUGAAAAUUGAUCAAGCUUUGACAUUUUUUUUAUCACAAACAAGCUUUUUUCUUUUUAAUUUAUAGAAAAAAUAUUGAUUUUUUAUUUGAAUUGCCAUAAAUUUGCUAGAUUUUUAUUACGAGGAGAAAUAGACUCUUUCAAGGUCUCUAAAACUACGCAGUAAACUCAAAGAGCUUCAUUUAUUAGGCCUAGGUACUAGAACUUCUAAAAAACCAGCCUCUUGGUACUAUUGCACUCAAAAACCCAGCCUCUUUCGCAACACCCCUCCAGCCCCCCACCCCCAACUUAAUCUCUGAUUUUAGGAGCCGCGCCGCCGCCGAACCGGGACCAGCGAAGGCUCGACCUCAUCAUCACGGAAUCCGGAAGUAAGUGGUCUCUCUCUCCCUCUCUGUGGGCUUAAUCCGGCCGCCAAAACUUGUGUCAAAACAGAUUUCGCCGGCCCCCCGCCGGGGGGGACAGUAUCUGUUUUCGGGGCCGGACAUGCCCUCCACCCGCGCGCGCUCUCCUCUGAUUCCGAAACCGAAAGCGUUUAAAGACAUCAGCAAAAAACGAAUGAGAAGAAAGACAUCCCCUCCGGCAAAACUAAAGCUCAGCGCAUUCUUUGACUCUCGGAUUUCUUGUCCCGACGUCUUCCGGACGCCCCGACAUUCACACAAAUCUCGGGUGUAGAAUCCGCGGCGCGAUGUUCAUGGGAGAUCUUAUGUUAUCUUGGAAAUGAUACGGCGUUUUUCAGAUGUUUUCUGGAGCUCGAAAAAUUUUCAAGAUAGAAAAAUUUUUUGGCAAAAUUGAGAAAUGAUGCUAUAAUUCAAAAAGUGAAAUUUGCGACACUCAGAUUUUGUGCUAUUUUUUGUUGCUCGCGUUUUGCAGAGACCCCAAAGAUUUUUUACAAGUUUUUUUCGCCAAGGGAGUACGUGAGAUGCAGGGAGUGAUCAGUAAAAAUUUUUUUUUGCCGUACUUUUUUCAGCUUUGUCAUAAAGAAGGCCAAAGGUUUCUGCUUCAAAAACUGCAAAAAAUGUGCAGCAUUUUACUUCAACUUUUGGCCUAAAAAUUUCUGCUGUUUCUGCAAAGUGCGAGGAAAUCUGUCAUUAUGUCUUGUUAUAUCAGUCUGUCGGGAAAAUAAUGAGCGCAAUGUCGCUGCGCCAAUAGGGUCUCUGAAGUGACAAAAAAUCGAUUUUAUCUCUUCAUUUUCUGGACAAUUUUCGAUGCGACAGAGUGUUCAUUAUUUUCCCGACAGGCUGAUAUGUGAAAACAAAUCUUGUCUUAAUUUACCUCAAGUUUUUUUUCAAAAUCUGACCGCAUUCUUUGCCUCCGAUUUUGAUUUCCUUUCAAACUUUUGGCCACUCCUAACAAUAAGUUCGGCAAAGCGUAUAAACCUAAAGAAAAUUUCGGAGCAAAAAUUUUUUUAUUAUUAUUUACCACCGCUUCUCCACAAAAAUUUCUUUAUCCGAUUCUUCAGAGCGCGGACAACUCGCGUCAGUCCAGCUUCAACACCGUGGACAAGUCGUUGCAGCGGGUGCGGGGCCUGGAGAACCACUCGCGCAACAGCUACCAAUCGACCAGUUCCGACGAUCAGUUGGUAUGUGUGCACUAAUCGCAUUACAACGGGCCGCUCGUCCGAUAUUAAUCAUGCCUGAGGGGAGGGAAAACAAAUUAUUAUUCCACAGAUUUUUUUUCGAAAACAAAUUAGAUUCUGAACGGGGUUUGGAGCAUCUUUGGCCAGGACUUUGUAAAUAACUAUUUAAACAGUGAUCUUACUGUUUUAGACCUUAAAAAGUAAUUUUUAGCAAAAAUUUUCACUUUUUCUGAAAUUCGAAAUUUUGCUAUUUUUACUCCAAAACCCUAUUUAUCUUCUCUAACACUCCCUAAAAUGCUCCUAAACGACAUAAUGGUCCUGUUGAAGGAGCCAACCGACAUCGUGGAGCCGGUCAGGGCGUGGGUCAACUCCGGCGGCAAACACUAUGCCCAGGGCUCGCUUAAAGACCUCACCGAGACGUUGGGCCGCGAAGACGAGCUGGAACAUGAUCGUGAUGUGACGGCGGAGGAGGCCGCUCCCGUAACGCUCAAUUCCAUGGGGAAUCCGGCCGACUUGCGGCGAAAUCCCGACGAAUUGGCGGGAUUUUUGAACUACACCGUUCAUCAUGGGGAUCCCUCAAGCACGGUAAGCAUUUUUAGGAGAUUUUAUAGGCGUUUAAAAUCAUUUUGAUUCAAAUUUUUCUUGAAUAUUCAAAUUUUUGGAAAAUUUUCAAAUUUGAAUAAAUUUUUGCAUUAUUUAAAAUUCAAAUUUUCUAUAGCAUUUUUAAGAUUUUUUGACCUCAUUUUAUCCAAAAAUUUGAGAUUUAGCCCCGAGAACCUUUCAAAUUUUUCCCUAUCAAUAAAUUUCGACCUCAAACCACAUGUUUUUCCUAAUUUUCCCAAAAAAAAUUCCACUAACUAUCUCUUCAAAUUGCAGCUCUUCUACCUCAUUACGGCCGCAUUCCAAUCGUGCACGGCUCCAUUAAAAGAAUUACGGCGAUUUGCCUAUGAGAUUUUCUCGACCUUCCUCAUCCCGGGUGCUCCUCUAAUUGUGCCCGGCAUCACGCAAGUCCAAAUCCAGUCCAUUGACCGGAUUCUGGGCUCCUUCAACAGCAACCAAAGCAAUGAUGCGGACCAGCUGAAGAAGGUGUUCAUUUCGUGUCGCAGCAAAGCGCUGAGCUCGAUGGAGGACAAUUUCGGGGAGUACAAAAGAUCGUUGAGUAAGUUGGAAAUCUUUGAAACAAAAACUGGGAGAAGAAUAGAGUAUAGAAAAUCAGGAGAGCACAGACAGUCAGACGGAAAAAGUUUUUUUUUUAUGUGUUUGCUUUGGCUAAAGAACAACUCAGAGUUUAUGGAUGACGGAGUUUAUUGACAACAGACCAGUACCCUGAGGGGAAAUUUAGAUUUCUCACUUAAAAAGAUCUGAAAAAUUUUGACUGACAAAUCUCGGCGGGUCCGGUAAAAUGCGAACUGAGAGUCCAUGAUGACUUGGAGAAACUCAAGCCUCUUGUUUUCCUAGUUAGUCUCCAAGUUUGAGUGUGAAUCUCUACCACUCUAAAAGCACGCUAAGGCCCUAAAAAUCAUCAUUGAAGCCCGUUAUGGCUGAAGAGAGUAGGUGAAAAAAUCGACAAAACCUUUAGUUUCGGGAGGAGCCGAAAUCAGAGAAGUCGCUUACGACCCAUUCAGUGAUAGGUUAGCGAUUUUAGCAAUGCGUUUAGAAAGGUCUGGUGGGAAGAAAUGGGCAGGAAAAGGACAUGGAGUUAGAAAAUGUGGUAAGAAUUGAACGUGGCCAAAAGAAAUUUCUCAGUCCCUUCAUUUGGUCCCACCUUUUUGAUUGUAGGCUCUCAGUCCCUUACUUUUCAAAACUUUGAUUUUUAGUGAUCGCCCAAAAGCCGGAUUCCCGUUCCGAGAGCAAAUCCAAAUACGCCGAACAACUUCUCAUGAGCAUUCUGGAAGAGCUCCUGCAACUCUGCGGCAACGAUCUCGAGAAGGCCGACUCUCGCGGCCUUGCAUUGCUAAUCUCCAUCGCCAGUGUAAUCAAAGUGGUUCUCAACAUCAAGCCGAGUCAGCUGAAUUGGGAGAAGCUGAUCGAAAAGUGCCCGACUUUUAUCACUUCCACUGCCAAAUCGGGAGUUUUCCGGAUGAAGCCGAUGAUGCCGAAGAGAGCGGUGCAGAUAAUGGACCAUCAAUUUAAUCUGCAGUCAGUCUACUUGACGGUUCAUUGUUAUCAAUGUCGGGAUGCGGUGUGGGGAGUGAAUCCGCAGGCCUAUUUUUGUCAGAGUAAGUCAAUUUGGCGAAAUUUUGAGCUUGGAGACCGUUUAAAAAUUUCUAAAAAAUACGUCAUCAUGACGCUUUGUGGUCUCAAAAAAUACCGUAAAAAAUUCUCAAGUUAUAUUUUUGACCUUUCAGAAGUUUUUUGGUCCUAUGAAUGACAUAUUUUACACCUUUUGAUUUCAAAAUUCCAAAAAAUUGGUCAUCAAGACAACUUUCAUAAUUCGAUAUUUAAAAUUUUUCAUGCUAAUGUUGAGACCUGAGUAUUUCAAGGAUACUGUAGAAAAUAAUGCCCUAAGGUCAUGGUACCAGUAUGAUGUAUUUUUUACCACUUUUAGCGAGAGCUCCGUGAUUUUCGCCAAGAUUUUCUCUUUUCGAUAUUUUUCGAUGUUCCCUUUCAUCCUAAGUUACUAUGUAAAUUCGGGUUGUUGACAAGUCUCCAGCACUGCAUGACAGUCCUCCCGAAUCUGUCACAAGGUCUCCGCGCGCCCCGCGGCCCGCUCACGUCUAGACCGGGGGCCAAUUCCGAAAAAAGUCGGCGCGAAAGUCCUGCGGGCGUCGUACAGAAACGCGGGCGCAACUCUGCGGAUCCGCAUCCCCUGAGGCCGACGGCGAUCUCACGAGGGCCGGGGCGGAGUUAGGCCCCCGAAAACCCAUCAAGUACAACUCGUCCAUCACACACGAACUCCACCAUGGGACCCUUCCUUCCCGUGUUUGGUGGUUGGCGUGCCGGGGAUUCUGGAGACUUGAAGUGUCUUCGGAAGAUGCGUCCGGCCCCCCGAUCCGACCCGACGUUUCGGCCGCAGAGGGCUCGGGGCGCGGAUAUCCGUUAAAACGCUCGCUUUCCUGAGGUUGUUGUUGUUCAGGGAGUUCAAAAUAAUGUCUGGUACUGUUCGGAAUAGUGAUUUGGGGCAGCUUUUCGGCAAGAACUGUGAAAUUUGGUUACUGCUCCUGCCAGCACCGUUGAUUUUAGAUUCGCCAGACCACUAUUUCAAUCUUCAAAUUGUACAAAAUUUCGUUGCGAGACCUAAUGAUCUUUUGUGUUUACUAAAUUCGGCAAAUUAUUCUCAAGAGCUGAGUUGUCUGAUGGAUAAAUGACUGUCAAAAUGCCAUUUAUCCAUCAGAUUAAAAAAAAUACCGUAUUUUAAAAGUCAUGUUGGCCGAUUUUUAGACGUUUUUUAUCAGUGAAAGCUCACUUUUCAUGAAAACCAUGACUUCAUAGAGAUCUCAGUGCUUUUUAUUGUUUAAAAAACCAUUAAAAAUAUACUGUUUUGACUCGAAAAUUUAUUCCUUAUUUUUUAUAUUUUUUCUUGCAAUAUACGCAUAUUUUCCAGACUGCGACGUGAUAGUCCACAAGCAGUGCACCAACUCCUUGGCCGACCGUUGCUACCCGGCCACCCAAAAAUCCCGCUCUCACACAGCUCAAACUGCCAAACAACAACAACGUCCGCGCACAGCCUCGACCCUCAACCUGAGUAGCACGACGUCAGCGUUGAGUCAGCUCGCUCAGCCCGCGCCCGUCCAUCAGAACCGGCACGUCCUGGACACCCGGUCUAUGGGCUAUGAUCCCGGCGCGCAUACGACGCCCUUCUACGCCCAAAUGGAGAACGCGUUAGAGCCGCCGUCGCAUCCACCGCCCGACAUUCCUGUGCAGGCCAAGGCGGUUACGCAUGUGGUUGAGGCGGCGGCGAAGUCGACGUCGUCGGACUCGGGAAUUGGAGCGGAUGUGGACAAUAAACCGGUGUCCAGAAGUCAGAGUAUAAAGGUAGGGGAGAUUGAAAUUUUAUGAGUAAAAUCUAACACGUACAAUAAGGUUCCUAGGCCGAAUUAUAUGUGCUAAAAAUCGUUGUAAAAUACGGAACUUGUAAACAUUUGUGCAUUGCUCUAUGCCAAUCAUAAAACACUUAUUUCCAGACCAAAACAAACAAGCUAGAAGAUGUGAACGAGCAGCCAGGAAUGGAAUACGAGGAAAAUGCUACAGUCUCAGUCAAAGGGCUGGAUGUAAAGUCAAUAUCGGGCAGUUCGGCGAUCUCGGUUAACGCUGAUGGAAUGCUGGACAUUGCAGCCAACGAUUCGGAUCUCGAAAUGGAAGUUGAUCUCCCUCCAUUGGAUCAAAUAAUUAGUUGGCAAAUUUUGAAACGGAUCGAUCCCAAGCUGAGGAAACUGCAGGAGAGUAUAAAUGGUAAGACAUCUAAUUUCAAGGGCAAAACCUAACCAAUCAAAAAUUUGCAGAGUUCUACCACACCGAGCGAAGUCAUGUCCGCAAUCUCAAAGUCAUCUAUCGCGUGUUUCAUCGGCCAAUCGUGGAGCAGAAACUGGUCAGCAAAGACUUCCUCAAAGUGGUCUUUGCCAACCUCGACGAGCUCAUCGAAAUCCACUCGGGCAUGUUUCAGAAGAUGCGCGUGGUGGUGGAGCAGUGGAAGAAGGACCCUCAAUAUGAUGGAUUGUACGCGAAACUCGGCUCCACAAUUGCCACUUUCUUCGCGGACGAAGAUGGAGAGAAGUUCAAGAAGGCAGCUUCCUUGUUCUGCGAGAAUCAGCAAUACGGCCUGAAGUUGUUGGGAGAGAGGUAAGGAAAAGAGAAGGAGAAAUAUCUUCAUAGACUCGUCAGAGAUUGAACUACUGGCAUAAGAUUAGAAUUGAGGGCAAAAGUAGAUAAAAUUUAAACAAUCAAAUGAGUAAUCAAAAACAAGAAUUUAUGAAGCAUCCGACUGGUCAUGACUCUUUUCUGGAAGAGAACACAUCUCUAGAAGAGACAGACGAAAAGAAAGAAAAGCAAAUUGUCGAAAAUUAGAAGGAUUCUUGGCUUUUGCAACAUUUUUUAAUCCGCCAAAAUUGCCUGGAUUUGUUCAAGAUAAGGAAAAUAAGUUUUAGCGAAAGAGACAAGCAUGUCUUGUUGUCACUUUGGAUAACUUACAGUUACUUUUUUGCAAAGUGUACGCGAGAUAUUUACUGCUUGCGAAGAGAGUCCCAAAAAAAAAUUUUCUCUGGCCAUUCACCUAAUUUUUUUGUACACUCUUGCCCAAAAAUGUCAUUGAAUAUCUUGGCUGCCCUUUCAACCUGCAAGCCAAAGUUGGCAGGAAUUAAUACUCUGGCUAGAUAGAUGACUCACCAAAUUUUGAAGAAAAUCUGACAGUCGCUUCUUGAGAAACUUUAUUUACUAAACUAUUCUUUAGUAAGUAAGGUACCCGCUUUUUGCUUUAGUGGUUUCAUUUUCGACAUAAGAAAUUUUUUAUAGAUUUAUUAUUCUGCGAAAGCCCUAACAUAAGCCAUCAAAUAUAAGAGGCGCUAAAACACAAUUUUUGUAAAGUACCGUAUGCAUCUCCAACUUCCUUUUUACACUCUUUAUUACAUAAAAUCAGGCGGAGUUUCUCUUGUUUUUUCGACUUUCAACAUUUGCAACAGCGCAAUACCCUUCAAACUCGAAGCUUGCUUCCCCUCCCUUAAGCGUAACAGCUUCUCAUCUAAAAGUUUUACAAAACUGAUAAAAUAUAGUCCACUGUAAUAAGAAGAUCGUUGCAUUUCAGACGGCAGAAAGACGAAAAUCUUGCGGCCUUUCUCCAAAAAGCCGAGAGUAAUCCGCUGUGCCGGAAAUUCCAACUCAAAGAUCUGUUGCCAGUGGAGAUGCAGAGGCUUGUCAAGUAUCCGCUGCUACUCGAUACUAUAUUACGAUAUACCUCCGAGUCGUCAGAGGAAUUUCAACAAUAUACGGAUGCCUGUAAUGGGGCUAAAAAGUUGUUGUCGGCAGUGAAUACGGCUAAACGAGAUGCCGAGAAUAAGAGGCAUUUGGAGGAGAUCCAUAGAAAAAUUGAAAUGCCAACAACGAACAGGCCUUACGACGAUGUUAUCCGGAGAUUCGAUAUAAUGCAGUAAGUGAAAUUUUUACUCUUCUAACGCCUUAGAAUAGACCUCAAAACCUUAAAAAUUGUUCGCUAUAGAAAGGCUUAGUUGGUUUAUGAUUAUCUCGGCGAUACGAGCCAGUAUCUUGCAUGUUAUUUAUUUGAAGAUUUCCUUUUACGUCUUGGUGGUCUGUAAAUUUAACAUUUUCUUUGUACUUACACUCGUAAGCCCGUAUUUUACCCCUCGAUUUACCUGCCUUUGCAAGACUCUCAAAAAUGUAUCAGAAAUUCUGUAUACUUCACUUCUAAUAAAAAUUAAUGGCCCUGCUUUUUCCAAACCACCUCUAAACCAAUCCACUCUAAUUGCAUCCCUUUUUAGAUACCGCUACGUCUACAACGGCGACGUAACCUGGAGGCACAGUCGCGGAAAGACCGAAAUGCAUCUAGUCCUCCUUGACUACCUCCUACUAAUCCUCACUAAAGCAAAUGACGGCAAAUACUACAUGCGAACGUCCGAAUUCAACGCCGUUCCAUUACUCUGGCUUCCCUCGGUUACUGUGGAAGAGAAGACCGGCGACAAACGGGCAUUUGUCAUCUUCUAUGAGCGCGAUCUGCGUACCUACGAACUUCAAGCUCAAUCCGUAACGGAGAAAAAGACUUGGGAGCAAUUGUUGCGGUCGCAAAUCUCAGCCGCCAAGUCUGAUCUACCGCAAAACUUCGAGACCGACUUUAUGAAUGUGAUGCCGAAGCUCAAGUCAGCGCAGCUGAGUACGGAUGACGCUGGCAGCCCGAGUAGCUCGAACGAGGUCGCUGAAGAAGUGCAAGUCACAAUGCAUGCGGGACUAGUGAAAGCCAGUGAAAUUGUCAUCCAAAAACCGCAAAUUCUGAUCAUGGAGCAAGCCCAAGCGGCGAAAGUUACUGCCCAACCGGCCAAGCCGCCUGUUCUGAGUCCGGCCGAGCGGAUGCGAAGAAGUGAUCAGCAGAUAACGCAGGCGUUGGUGGAGAAGCAUAACGUAAUGGCGAGUGAGCUGAUGAAAGAUGCAAAACUGGCCAAAGAAGACAUGGAGAUGAUUGCUGAGACGUUGACGGGAAUGUCAACAAUAAAUUUGAGGAAUCGCAAGCCGAAUGAGCUGGCACUGUCGGCAAUUGUUCAUGGAAAUCGACUAAUCGACUGCAUUAAUACGAGUAAGCUUUUUUACAAAAAGAUUUCCUAUCCUUUGAAUAUUCAAAUGAUAAUACAACUCUUUUCAGGAAUGAGUAACCGUCGCCAGGACUCGGACAAAAUUAGCGAAGACGCUGAACGACAUCUCCCAUUCGUCCCCUGCUACAAGUUGACUGCCGUUGCAGCUCCAUUGAUGAACCAUUUGACUGCCCUUUCGCAAGUCAUAAAGGAGCAACGAGACACUAUUGAAGAGCUCAAAAAGGAGUUGAACAAGGUAAAGAGAGACGGAAAACUGGCUAAAAAGCUAUCAACGUAUUUUAAAAAACCUCUGAAAUCGGACUCAAAUUUCGUGACUUUCGUUAUAGAUUUUUUUAUUUUUAGGAAAGAUGAUUAAAAAAUGAAAAAAUGAGAAAGAAGUGUAUUACUGUCAUGUUUUCAAGCAGAAUUUGACAAAAAAAUUUUGUGACAUUUCGUUAUCGAUUUUUUUUUAUUUUUAGAGUGGCGGCCAAAAAAUGAAAAAAUGAGAAUGUAGUGUAUUACUGCAUGUUUUCAAGCAGAAUUUGAUAAAAAAAAUUUGUGACAUUUCGUUAUCGAUUUUUCAAAUUUUCCAAAAAAUUGAAAAUCGAAAAAAAUUUUUUGCCUCAAGAUUACAACAAUUUUAAAUUUCAAAAUUUCAGAAUCGCAUUGAUGCCGGAGGCGCUAAAGACCGCUCCGUCUCCGAAGAAACGCUCACCGAGCCCUCAGGCAACAUUGUCCUUCGAAGCCCCUCUCGAAUGGCCUAG
Molecule: messenger RNA, 11807 nt
Organism: Bursaphelenchus xylophilus (pine wood nematode)
Lineage: Eukaryota; Metazoa; Nematoda; Chromadorea; Rhabditida; Aphelenchoididae
Source: the annotation of a GenBank genome assembly